GCCCCCCAAAACACCGCCGUCGCAGUGUCUCGCAAGCAAUAACCCAAGUCCACAAGAGCUUUUCGUUCCAUUGCCCACUCUUAUAUCUUGCGGAUAUUAUUAGUUAGCUGAACCAUGAGCGAAGGGAAGACACCAGAAGAACUAAAAGAACUUGGAAACAAGGCAUUCGCCAAUCAGAAAUACGAUGAAGCCAUUAAAUUGUACACGGAUGCCAUAAAGCUGGAUGGGAAUAAUCAUGUCUUUUUCUCCAACCGGAGUGCAUCGCACGGAGGCAAAGGUGAUUGGAAGGCGUCGGCAGAAGAUGCGAAAGAGUGCAUUCGUUUGGAUCCUUCUUUUAUCAAGGGGUAUUAUCGACUUGCCGCAGCACAAAUGGAGCUCAAAGAUUUUGAUGCCGCCUUGGCUACCAUCCGACAAGGAUUGGCAUUGGAUAAAGACAAUUCGCAGCUCUUGAAGCAAAUGAGGACUGUCAAGCACUUGAAGAAGGAAUCCCAAAAGACACCCAAUGACAAUCUACAAGCUGCCGAUUCCGGAGGACGCAUGGUAACGGGAGGAGGAAAGGCACUCGAUGCAGCCACACAGCGGGAAUUUCAGGAUUUGCAACUCCAAUAUGCACAAGCCAAUCGAGAAUUCAAUACCGUCAAUGCCAACACGGUCAAGACCCAACGAGAAUAUCACAUCAAUGAACUCACCAAACAAGAAUUGGAGGGAUUGCCACCUGACGCCAAUUGUUAUCGAUCCAUUGGAAAGAUGUUUAUGAAAUCUAGCAAACCUGGAGUCAUGGAACACUUGGAAAAGAGAAUGGAGGAGCAAAAGAAAAAGGAGGCGGACAUGACACAAAAGUUGGAGUAUUUGGAGCGCAGAAUCAAGUCCACGCAGAAAAAUAUGGAGGAACUAAUGUCGUCGUCGUAGUCAUGUGACCAAGGACACGCAAUACUACUAAUGAGGACGAAAAUCGUACCCGGAACUUGUGCCAACUGUGUACUUAGCAAAUCAUCUUUCUUUAUUCGGUGCCUAAGGAUAGCACAAGUGUCCUUUCGUAGCUGGCAACGAAACCAAAUUUUCAAGGUUGUGUGGCAAGCUACCGCCACCCUCAUAAUAGAGUAAACCUGGAGUAUUGCCAAGCUAUCAUCUGUUCACCCGUGUGGCUACCUGUAGAACUGUGGGAAGAUCGCUGAAAUGCAUGCGCGCUGCAGGUACGGAGUCCAUGCAAGCUCCCCCAACGUAAGCUGAACCUCCAGCAUGUCCGCUCUAGCUGGCUACUAGCUGCGGGCCACAGCUUCCAGUAUGUUUAUUUGCUUGUGCCGCUUGUUUUUGCGAAGAUAGAUGACGAGGGCAGUAGAGACAAAGUGAU
This is a messenger RNA of Seminavis robusta, 1351 nucleotides long. Lineage: Eukaryota; Bacillariophyta; Bacillariophyceae; Naviculales; Naviculaceae. The record is from the annotation of a GenBank genome assembly.